Molecule: messenger RNA, 2007 nt
Organism: Synchiropus splendidus (mandarinfish)
Lineage: Eukaryota; Metazoa; Chordata; Actinopteri; Syngnathiformes; Callionymidae
Gene: rnaseh1
Product: ribonuclease H1
Exons: 8
Coding region: 560-1471 (303 amino acids)
Biological process (GO): DNA replication, removal of RNA primer
Molecular function (GO): RNA-DNA hybrid ribonuclease activity; nucleic acid binding; magnesium ion binding
Source: RefSeq, a predicted model, not a curated record
UCAACGACGGCCAAGGAAGAGGCCGAAACAUCGCGAGAGUUGAAUUAAUCGGGUGCCGCGACCUCGAUACUAUCGCGAGAGUUGGGGGGGGGGCGCGCGUGGAUGACAGGAUGUUUGACUCCAUAUAGUUCUGGCAGAAUCAUUUCUGUCGGAAAAGACGUCAGAGAUAGUAAGGUUCAUUCAUUUGGGUUCAUCUAUUCACGCCAGAACCGAUACUGUAGCUUUCCCGGAUCAUGUACUGACAACAACGUGUACAUCAACUGGUCCAUACUCCCACCCACUAGGUGGCGGUAAUGCGUCUUUAAGUUCGUUGUCAGCUGUCAAUCAAAGUUUACAAGAAGAAGAAGAAGAAAGGAAAACAUUCGCAGGUGCUUGCUAUCUUGGCCUUGAAGCCGUUUAAGACGACACAGUUUUCAACUCGUCUGCGUCGAUAGCUUCUUGGUUUUGUUUUCGGGAGACUGUCGUGUUGACGACAGGAACAGUUUAGUAUCGUAGCUCUUCCACGCGAGCUCUGUGGCGGCAGCAGGAUGGCCUCGCUAGCUCGGGGGUCCGAGUUGUGAUGUGGCGGCUCGCUAUCGUCUUCAGAGCAGCGGGCAGGAGCGUGUGCAGCGGCGGCGGCAGCGAGAGCAUGGCGAAGGGCAAGUUCUUCUACGCGGUCAGGAAGGGCUUCAAGCCCGGCGUGUACGGCACCUGGGACGAGUGCAAGACACAGGUGGACAAGUUUCCUUCCGCGGCUUACAAGAAGUUCGCUUCCGAGAAAGACGCCUGGGCCUUUGUGAGAGGAGUCCAGUCUGGUGCUGGUGCCGCCAGUGCGUCUGGUUCUGGUGCCCUGGGCGACACAGCUUGUGACUACAGCCUUCUGCCCCGGCGUUGCCCGGAGCCUGAGCACUGCUUCCCUCUGGGAAAGAAGAGAUGUCAAUCACAGCAGGAGGCGGAGCCUCACCCCAAACGGGCCAAGCAAACGGAGAUGUCAGAUGGUUACACCUACAUGGGAGAUGCGGUGGUAGUUUACACAGAUGGUUGCUGCUCCUACAACGGGAAAAAAGGAGCCCGUGCUGGAAUUGGCGUUUACUGGGGACCAAAUCACCCUCUGAACGUGUCAGAUCGACUGAGAGGGAGACAAACAAAUCAGCGAGCAGAGAUUCAGGCAGCCUGUCGCGCUCUCCAACAGGCUCGGGACAACAACAUCAAGAAGCUCGUCCUCUACACUGACAGCAAGUUCACCAUCAACGGUGCCACCAGCUGGGUGCAGAACUGGAAGGUGAACGGGUGGCGGUUGAAGUCCGGAGGACCAGUGUGCAACAAAGACGACUUCAUGAAGCUGGAUGGGCUGAACCAGGAGCUGGACGUGGUCUGGAUGCACAUCCCGGGUCACGCAGGCUUUCGGGGGAAUGAGGAGGCCGACCGCCUGUCCAGGGAAGGAGCCGCCCAGGUACUUCCACGGGACCAAGACCAGGACCAGUCCCCUUGAUGGAGGCUCUGCUCUGCCUCCUCUUCAGCUUCUGUUCUUAUGUUUGUUACUUUGUUUGCUGUCAAUAAAGUUUGGUCCCUGUUGGAGCUGCAUCUGUGGGGGUCGGAACCCCUGUGCUCUGAUCGCAGCUCACUCAACCUGUGACCUCCGCCGGUGGCACUCAUUCUCAGGUGGUCAAAGGUUGUGAGGCCGCUGAAUGGAGGUGUUGAAGUGAUGCUCCUCCAUCUGUGAUGCGGUCUGAUCCUUCACUGUGCACACAGCCUGACGCUCCGGUGAGGAAGAGGAUUCUCAGAUGGACCGUUGAGUCUUGGAGGAGCUGCUUGUGUUAAGAUGCAGCUCAGGUCUGAAGCUCCUCUGUGAUGAUUCAUCAGAUGCUGCAGUGACUGAAGAACCUGCUGCUGCUCCUCACCUCCUAAUCAUCCCGCUUCUCUUCUCGACGGCAGCCUGAUGAAGACAGUGGUGAAGAAGACGAUGCUGCUGGAAUGUAGGUCACCUGCUCUCUGCAGGAGCAGAAGGUGAAGGCGGUGAUGUGGGUG